AUGAAGCAGAGCAUCCUGUCCACGCUCGCUCUGGCGUCCAUCGCCGCAACGGAGUAUUACGAUGAGAUUGAGGAUCACCUCUCUCUUCAGUCCGGAUACCUUCGCAGAGGUUUCAUCAAUGGCGUCAUUACCUGUGGCUUCGGCACGAGCAUCCCAGGCCGUCAGAACUCUGCUGAAUGGAUCCGCGCCGCUUUCCAUGACAUGGCCACGCACGAUGCCGCCGCCGGCACUGGUGGUUUGGAUGCUUCCAUCUUCUUCGAGCUGGAUCGCCCAGAAAACAUCGGAGGCGCCUUUAACAACACCUUUGGAUUCUUCAGCAGCUUCCACUCCAUUCGCGCCUCUGCCUCUGAUCUCUUGGCAAUGAGUGUCCUCGUCGCCAGCUUUUCUUGCGGCGGAAUCCAAAUCCCGUUCCGUGCCGGCCGUAUCGACGCUCAAGAGGCCGGCUCUGCUGGUGUCCCCGAACCUCAGACCGAUCUCAACACUACUCAGGAAGCUUUCACCAAGGCAGGCUUCUCGCAAAGCGACAUGAUCGCCAUGGUGGCGUGCGGUCACACUCUGGGAGGAGUGCACAGCAUGGACUUCCCCGAGAUCGUCGGCGUGGAGGCGGACCCGAACAACGACACCGUAGCCCACUUCGAUACCGAAUUCGCUAACUUCGACAACGUCGUCGUGACCGAAUACCUGGAUGGUACAACCAAGAACCCUCUGAUUGUUGGAACGAAUGACACCCUCAACUCAGACAAGCGCAUAUUCGCCGCAGACGGAAACAAGACGAUGCAAGCCAUGGCCGACCCCGCUGCUUUCCAGACCGCCUGUGCCGACAUCUUCACUCGCAUGAUUGACACCGUUCCCGCCAACGUCAAGCUCAGCGAUCCCAUUGUGGCCACAGACAUCAAGCCCUACAUCAGCGGCCUCUUCCUCAAGGACGACGGCAACCUGUCCUUCGGCGGA
This is a messenger RNA of Colletotrichum phormii, 951 nucleotides long. Its product is annotated as heme peroxidase. The annotation marks the transcript as partial. The record is from RefSeq and is a predicted model, not a curated record. Gene Ontology annotation, molecular function: peroxidase activity; heme binding. The transcript is spliced from 3 exons. NCBI's taxonomy places the organism in Eukaryota, Fungi, Ascomycota, Sordariomycetes, Glomerellales, Glomerellaceae. Gene Ontology annotation, biological process: response to reactive oxygen species; hydrogen peroxide catabolic process; cellular response to oxidative stress.